Rotaria sp. Silwood2 is the source of this 1134-nucleotide messenger RNA. NCBI's taxonomy places the organism in Eukaryota, Metazoa, Rotifera, Eurotatoria, Philodinida, Philodinidae. The record is from the annotation of a GenBank genome assembly.
AUGACAAAAACAAAUGAUUUUCAGGUAUCUCAAUAUUGUUUUGCAACAUGUAAUUAUCGUGAAAGAAAAUCCAAACCAACUGAAACGAUGCCACUUGAAGGUUAUACUAUUGAUUAUGCUGAACCUGAUAAUGGUUUAAUAAUGCAUGAUGGAAAAUAUUUUCUUAAAGCUGUACGUGAAGGUGAUGUUGUUACAUUUGCAACAAAUGAAGAAAAUGAACGACAUAGUUGGGUACAAGCAUUAUAUCGUGCUACUGGUCAAUCACAUAAACCAACACCAAUAACACAAAUUAAUAAAUUAAAUUCAUCACAGGACAAAAAGAUCUUUCAGGGUUGGUUAAGUCCAAUACAAAGUUAUGUACUUGAAGAAUAUUGUUCUCGAUAUGGUGUUCGUGGUUGUUUAAGACAUCUUUAUUAUUUAAAUGAUUUACUUGAUAGAGCUGAACAAGAAUUUAUGAUUGAUCCUCAAUUACUUCAUUAUAGUUAUGGUUUUUGUACAUCUCAUGUUUCCGGAAAUCGACCUGAUAAUAAUGUUUCAACAAUAACUAUGGAAAAAAGAGAUCGAUUUAUUGAAAUAAAAGAACGAUUAAAACAAUUUCUUGAAAAUCAAGUUACUAAUUUUAGAUUUUCAUUUCCAUUUGGUAGACCCGAAGCAGCAUUAAAAGCAACAUUAAGUUUACUUGAAUGUGUUCUUUCAAAAGAUAUCUCAAUACCAAUAUCUCGUGAUGAUAUACGAAAUUUUAUUCGAAAAUGUCUUGAAAAUGCUGCAUAUUCAAAUUAUACACGUGUUUCAGAUCAAGCCAAAGUUGAAGCUGAAUUAUGUAUUGAAUUAUUACAACAAGAUAGUGAACAUUAUCAAGAAGCAUUUAAACAAUAUAAUGAUUUAUUAAUUGAACAUGAAGAAAUUUUUUGGUCUUUAUUUGCUGUUAAUAUGGAACAUGUUAUUGAUCAACAACCUAUUGAAAAUACAUUAUCAAAUAGUCGAUUUCAUCAACAAUUACGUGAUACAUUUGCUCCAUUAGUUAUUCGAUAUAUUGAUCUUAUUGAACAUGUAUUGCACAAUCAAUUCAUAAAGGUUUUGAAAAAGAAAAUUGGAAAUCAAAAACGUAAUCAGUUGUUUUUUUAUUUGGUUUAA